AUGUCUUUUGCGGGAAACGUUGUUCAAUCGCUCGUUCGAGUGCUAUGGAAGCCACAGAUUACUACAGUCCGAUAUAGGUAUCAUGCGGACAAAGUGGCCCGUGGACCACUAGUUAGACGUUAUGGUUAUGAGGACAGGAUUCUUCAACGUGGACUUCUACCUCAUCUGGAUAAUGGACAAAAAUUGCCUAUGCCAGAUUACAAACCAAAGAAUGCAUGGUGUGAAAAAAGGGCGCUUUUUGGACAAAAUGACUACAUCGACAUUUUAGGUAACGAUAGGCUUCAUCCUACACGCGUGCUGUACUCUGUACCUUCUUGGUUACGUGGCGUGUCCGGUAAUGAGUACCAAGUGCUGCUACGGAAGCGGAAAAUGCUCAGCCAUACCAUUUACCCUAUCGCAAGACCUACGAAAUGGCGUGAUAUGGAAAAACGCAUCUCAUAUCUGUAUCGUUUCCUCAAUCGCAAAACUAAGACAGGAUUUUCAAACGUUUAAAUUUCAAAUCAAAGUCCUAGUAGUACAUAGAGAA
This is a messenger RNA of Anopheles nili, 526 nucleotides long. It is a transcript of the gene mRpL51, whose product is annotated as 39S ribosomal protein L51, mitochondrial. The coding region runs from base 1 to 492 and encodes 163 amino acids. Gene Ontology annotation, cellular component: mitochondrial large ribosomal subunit. Gene Ontology annotation, biological process: translation. Gene Ontology annotation, molecular function: structural constituent of ribosome. The record is from RefSeq and is a predicted model, not a curated record. The transcript is spliced from 2 exons. Lineage: Eukaryota; Metazoa; Arthropoda; Insecta; Diptera; Culicidae.